This is a messenger RNA of Corythoichthys intestinalis (scribbled pipefish), 2030 nucleotides long. RefSeq names its product heat shock transcription factor 2 binding protein (gene hsf2bp). Gene Ontology annotation, cellular component: cytosol. The record is from RefSeq and is a predicted model, not a curated record. The transcript is spliced from 10 exons. The coding region runs from base 750 to 1787 and encodes 345 amino acids. NCBI's taxonomy places the organism in Eukaryota, Metazoa, Chordata, Actinopteri, Syngnathiformes, Syngnathidae.
CGUUCGACGCUCAUAUAUAUAAAAAAACUAACUAGCACAUACAUAAUAUUUUCACUACCGUUUCCCGCAUAUAUUAUUGCCAUAUAUUAAUAGCGGUACCGCACAAAACCGACUGCAAACUUGUUCACGCUACUUUUUUACUCACUGUAUCCUGCUUCUAACUGAGUGCGUGAAAAUUCGACAUAGACACACUUCAUCCACCUUCUGUGGACUUUGACGUUAAUCCGCACCUGUCCACUGUGAGCUGCCCAGUGAAUGGGGGUCCAACCGUAGCAGGAGUCCUCGGCUGUUAUUUGAGCGUGAUGGUGGUUCAGUGACUGCAAAGCUCCAACAUCUCCAUCACGGCAAGCGCGGUGGAUAGGGAACAUAUUCGUAAACGCCUCAUCGUCGGUAGAAAAGUCUUGUUCCAUAGACAUAAGUAAAAGUUUGACUACUCCCCCAGGUGUUUGAAGUCACGGUGAGCCGCCUAAACACGUUUCGCAUUAAUUCAAACACAAAGGAAGUCGCGAUAAGCUUUUUGACUCAGCCGGAAAGAAGCAAACUCCGGACUGGAGUUUUGUUGCAGUCCUGCUUUGUUGGUGGUAGUACUGAACUGAAGGGAAAACCCGGAAAAAAAGGUAACGCAUCGGGGUUUUGGUUGAUUUCUUAACUUAAGGUAGCUAUUUGCCAUACGAACCUGGAAUCCUGAUGUAUAGCGUGGAAUUGUGAAAUUAGAGCAUAACGAAAGAAUACCGUCAACCUAGCAUAGCAUGUAUUCAUCAUUUGGCGGGCCACCGUUGCCCAUGUGUGAUGAAGCUAAGGAUGGUUUUGUUCGAGUGAGAAAGAGAGAUCUAGAAAAACUAACCACAGAGGUCAUGCAGUUAAGGGAGUUCCUGCCCAGAGUUGUGAACAGAAAUUUGAUUGACAGGCUACACAAAACAAGAGUAACACAAACAGUGAAAGAGCAUCUUACACAAGAACACGAGCAAUCGCAGCAAGAGUGUCUUCAUCUAAAGUCCAGACUGGAUGCAUUACAAAUUGAAUGUCAGAGGGAGAGAGAGGAGAAAUUACAGUUGCGUGAGCAGCUUUGGCAGAGUGGAGCCGAACUGCAGCAGCACUCUGACUACUGCUUCAGUCUUGGUUCUGCUGUCUGCAGCAUUCUGUGGAACUGCUCUUCAAAGGAGGACAUGGUUAAACAGUGGCUGGCUGAUGGAACUCUGCACACCUUUCUGGUGAUCGCCACUCAGACUCUGGGGAGCUUUGUAAAGACUCUGGAUGAGGAUGUGAAGAGUCGAUCUGAGGACUACAACACCCAAGAAUACCAGUUUGUCUUGGCAUUAACUGGAACAAUUACUAACAUCGCGGCUGUAACCAAUGGGCGGGACUUGCUCUCGAGCUCCUCACAUGAUCUGUUGGACACACUGAUCAAGCUGUUAGAGCUGAUGAAACCUGGUGUAUUCCCCAAACUGAAAGUGUUGAUGCUAAUGGGGCUGUAUAACACCAGUAUCAGUGUGAAAGGGCUGAAGUAUAUGAUGGAGCACCCAGCAGUGCUGCCUCUAAUUCGGACUCUACUUGAAGACAGAUCCUGGGAAGUGUGUCUCCACUCCCUGCGCCUCCUGCAGUCAAUGCUGCUGGAAGAUGUUGCACAGCCUCGGCUCGGUGCCGCUCUGCUGGAUUUGGACCUUCAGGCUCGUAUUAGCAUUUUUACCUCCAGUGUCCAGCCCAGCUUGAAGCAGUUAGCUCAGCAGAUCAUGACAGACCUCCAAUUGCUCAUGCAGGUUCAGGGAUGUAAACAGAACAAACAGUGACACAUCUGUCAGUGUAUUUUGUCAUGUUUCCUCUGUUUUGUUUUCCCAUUUUGUUCUUGUUUGGGAAGAGUUGAGUUACAGAGGCAUCUAAAAUGUUACCCACACAUAUGAAUACACUGUAUAAGCAUUUUGUUUCAAGUAAUGCAACUGUGAGUCGUUCAUUGUAUUGUGUCAUUUUGUAAACAUCUAAAUAUAUAACGACAAACUGUACAAAGAAAAUUAAAGAGCAAGUUCGCAGACUGA